AUGGCGACGAUAAUCGACGUCGAUGGUAUUAAAAAACGAUCAUGGAGUGUUACCAGCAGUUACACUCCCAACAACAUCAUCACCUACAACAUCGCCCUUGGCGUCAAGGGCACAGACCUGUCACGAUGCUUUGAAGCACAUCCAGACUUCGCUGCCGUGCCGACAUUCGCUACACUCCCCGUCAUCUCCGUCAUGCGAGAAGUCACCUACGGGAUGAUGGAGUUCCUCCCAAACUUCCAGGCGCACAAUCACGUCCAUGGCGAGCACUAUCUUGAAAUGAAAGGGACAUUUCCGAAACAGGCCACAUUGAACACCACCGCCAGAGUUGUGGAUAUUGUGGAUCGCCGAAGCGGCGUCACCGUCGCCGUGGGCAUAACUACCGUCGACGCAUCCACGGGCCUCGAAAUCUGCUACAGCGAAUGGACAUCAUUUAUCAUGAAGGUUCCCGGAGCAGGGGCAUCAACAAAACCCAUCCCACGCGGAGCCGCUACGGCAAUACACCCGACGCCAACAGAUCGCAAACCCGAUGCUGUGGUGGAGUAUAAAACCUCUCCAGAACAAGGCGCCCUCUACCGUGCCGCCUCGGGAGAUUUGAACCCCUUACACAUCGAUCCCGCCGUGGCCAAAGCAGGUGGUUUUCCCGGACCGAUCUUGACCGGAACUUGUACGGUGGGAAUGGGUGUAUUGCACAUCAUUGACACGUUCGCCGGCGGCGACUUUAAGAGAUUUCAGAGCGUGAAGCUGAGGUUGAGCAAGCCUGUGUUUCCAGGGGAAGUGGUGAAGACGGAGAUGUGGCGAGAGGACGGAGGCAGGAAGAUCGUGUACAGACAGCUGGCAGGGGACAGGGUGGUUAUCUCGCAGGCGGCUGUUGAGUUGAGAGACGCGGAGGGUUCUGGGGCGCUGAAGGCGAGGCUGUCAUAG
Molecule: messenger RNA, 921 nt
Organism: Cladophialophora psammophila CBS 110553
Lineage: Eukaryota; Fungi; Ascomycota; Eurotiomycetes; Chaetothyriales; Herpotrichiellaceae
Exons: 1
Coding region: 1-921 (306 amino acids)
Cellular component (GO): peroxisome
Source: RefSeq, a predicted model, not a curated record